UCCCGCUGCUGGGGGGGGGCGGGGAAAUGGGGAUGCCGAGACCAGCGAUGAUCGAACCGGGGGCACCGGGGUUGGCCCCACCGGGGGGGAACUGGGAGCACCGGGACUGCGGAUGGCUCGUCCACGGAGGAACCGGGGACACCGGGGCUGGUCCCACCGGGGGGCACCGGGGCUGCUCUGACCAGGGGGAGCGGGGGGGGGGGUCCCCACCUCACCCCCCACAUACCCUGACAGCAGCCCCCGGGCAGGAGCGGGGUCCCGGAGCCCCCCCCGGGGCCCUGGAGCCCCCCGCCCCCCCCCGGGGAGGGUCUCACUUUCCUGCAGGAGACCGCACGGAUGCUGGCGACCCCCGAGCCCCCCCCGGCACCUCCCGCCGCCCCCCCGGAGCACCCCAGGCUCCCCCUGACCCCCGCCAGUGGCCCCGAUGCUCUCAGCCUCAUCAGCCUCCAGUGCCGGCACCUGGCUGGUGGCACCGGUAACGGCACCAGUAACGGCACCGGUAACGGCAUCGGGAUCACUACUGGCACCAGUACCGGCAGCGGGCGGCGGCGCAAGCAGGCAGCCCCCCGGCGCGGCGCUGAGCCCUGGGACCCCUCUUUCCGUGGGGUGACCCUCCGCAUGCGCCUGGGCCUCCCCACCGGCAGCGCCGAAGGCUGUCGUCUCCUCAUCACCGCCCGCGGCAGCAGGUACCGGGCCCCGGCCUUGCUGUCCGUCUGUCUGGCUGUGCCUUUGGUACCUCCGGCUGCUCCAUCUGUCUGUCCGGAUGCACUUUUGGGAAUCCCCAGACUUUUGGCUGCACAGUCCGUCUGUCUGGAUCCAUCCCUGGACCAUGGGCUGCUCCGUCCGUCUGUCUGGAUUCACGUUUGGGUACCCCCAGACUUCUGGCUGCCUCGUCCGUCUGUCUGGAUGCACCCCCAGACCUUGUCCUGCCCCGUCCGUCUGUCUGGAUGCAUCCCUGGGCUGCUCUGUCUAGCUGGAUGCACCUCCUUCAGGCAUCCCUGGAACUUGGGUUGUAUUGUCUGUCUGUCCGGCUGCACCUCUGGGCACCUGGGGCUGCUCUGUCCAUCUGUCUGGCCGCACCUUCCCUCCCUGCAACCCCUUCCCCACCAGACCAGAGUCCCUUUCCCCUUCCCCACCGGGGACCUGGCAGCCCCCCAGGGGUGGGAUCCCCCAGUUCCAGGGGUCCCCCACCCCGGGGGGGGUGUCCCCCACUCUGGGGCGGGUCCCCGAUUCCGGGGGGGUCCCCGCACUCCCCCGACCCCCUUUUCCUGCAGGGGUCUCAGCCGGAGCCGGGGGAGCAGCCCCCCAGCCGGGCCCCCCAGGGCGGGCAGCAGCUCAGAAGACGAUGCUCCCCUCGCCCAGGGGAGCAAGCGCUGCGCCUCCUGCAAGACGCGCCGGACCCCGCUCUGGCGAGCGGCUGAGAACGGGACCCCCCUUUGCAACGCCUGCGGCAUCAGGUACAAGAAGUACCGGGUGCGGUGCCGGCGGUGCUGGAACAUCCCCGGGAAGAGCGGGACCCCCCGGCCCCAGUGUCCCCACUGCGGGGAGCGGUGUCACCCGGCCGGCGGCGGGAGGAGGUGACGGCGACGACCCCGGCGCUGGCGAGGGGACGUUGGUGGCAGCGGGGUGACAGCGGUGGAGAGCUGGUGGGGGGCUGGGGGGUGUCAGGGUGCUGGUUGGUCCCGUGGGAGCAAUUAAAUGUCCUGGUGCUGAUGGCA
This is a messenger RNA of Phalacrocorax carbo (great cormorant), 1718 nucleotides long. The record is from RefSeq and is a predicted model, not a curated record. NCBI's taxonomy places the organism in Eukaryota, Metazoa, Chordata, Aves, Suliformes, Phalacrocoracidae.